AUGAGGAGACAAUAUGCUUCGUCUGUUUAUAGUCAAAAGAGCACAACCAGUGCCAAAAGUAGCAGAUCCUUCCUCUCACUCACAACUCCGAUUUGGCCCCACAGCAACAACAAUGCUUCCAAAACCACAUUCAUCUCUACAAAAAACGACAUUACACUCAAUGAAGCCAAGCAAGGUGUAUGGCAAAAUCUGAAAAGCUGGAUGCCGGCAAACCCCAUUCCAUCGAGAAAGAAGAAGAAUGAUUCUGAUUCAAUCGCAACACGUUCCUCAGCCUCAUCUUCUGUGAGUCGUUUGAAACAAUUCUUCAAUGGCAAGAAAAAAUCCUCGCCAUCCAGAGACAUAGAGGACUCAUCUCCAAGGCCUAGUAUCGAUACACUGGAUCUCAGCAAUGAGGUCGACGAAGAGUCCUCAUCGUCAGAGAAGCCAAGUCCAUUAUCAGCAACAAAACCCAUUGGUAUUUUGAUCAAUCGAGGAGAAGAUUCAGCAGAAGCAAUAGCAGAGCGUAAAAAGAGAAGGCAACAGCGCAGAGAAGAGAUUCGAAAAUUGCAAAAGCACAACCGCUCUUUACAUCACCAUCCCUGCUUCCAGGAAGCAAACAACCACCAACCAAUUGAAUCCUCAUCUUCGGAUACGCUGUUGACAGAUGAUAACACCACUUACAGUAAACCAAGCAGUAGAAAGAUGGUCGCAUUUCAAAAUACACACGACGCUGAUGAUGAUGAGAAUGGUGGCACUGUUGAUGAUGACUGUUGGGGCUACAACCCACGAAUUAUGUUUGUGGAACCGAGUCCAGUUCCACGAUUCCGUAACGUGGCACCUGCUCCUCCGCCAUCUCCUCCUUUGAUGAGCAUUAUCGUACAUAGCCAAGCAAUGAUGGACAAUGCUGCCAACACAAUGCAUAGUAUCAUCAAGAGUCCUGCAUCAGAUGAAGAUAAGCCUACCGUAUUCGCAUCCAAAGAUAGCGUGCUCUCAUUCCAAAACAACUACAAUGACUCACAACAACAAGAGCAAGAUCAGCAGCAAGAUGCAUUCAUGACGGAUCAUGAAAGACAAAUGUCACUUUUAAUCGAAACACUUAAAAGCCCACCUCAAAAGCCUCGUCUCUACUUUAAUCCACCGUUUCGUCGAGGCCAAACACUGACCUUCUCGCUCAAAAACAUGAUUCCCGAUGAUCACAUCAUAUUGUUCAAGUUCUUGACCAGCAAUGCCAGCCCCAAUGUGAAAGGACAACCAGAGCGCUACUUUGUACGACCCAGCGCAGGAAAAAUGGUUUCAACAAAUCAAACAGAAAUUAUGCUUUUUCUGAAUCAAGUUCCCUUCCUGAGUGCCGAUGGUAGUAAUAGAGUCAAGGACAAGAUCAUGGUGAGAUGGGCUGCUAUUCAGCGAAAUACCAAUAUUGAAACUUGGGUCAAUUCUCUGCACGAGUCUACCAGAAGAAAGUGGAUAGAUAUGUUGGAUGAAGAGUGGCCAGAUCAAGUGACAAUACGAAUGACCAGGAUCAAAAUUCGUUUUAACGUCUAA
Molecule: messenger RNA, 1521 nt
Organism: Mucor velutinosus
Lineage: Eukaryota; Fungi; Mucoromycota; Mucoromycetes; Mucorales; Mucoraceae
Gene: THR4
Product: threonine synthase
Exons: 1
Coding region: 1-1521 (506 amino acids)
Source: RefSeq, a predicted model, not a curated record